Messenger RNA from Callithrix jacchus (white-tufted-ear marmoset), 1005 nucleotides. It is a transcript of the gene UQCRQ, whose product is annotated as ubiquinol-cytochrome c reductase complex III subunit VII. Gene Ontology annotation, biological process: mitochondrial electron transport, ubiquinol to cytochrome c. Lineage: Eukaryota; Metazoa; Chordata; Mammalia; Primates; Cebidae. Gene Ontology annotation, cellular component: respiratory chain complex III. The record is from RefSeq and is a predicted model, not a curated record.
GACUGUUUACAGCCUGCCGGUGGACUCUAAAACAGAAGUUACCAAGAAAAGCCUUAGAUGUAUGUCCCUGAUUUUGGUGCUGGGGUUGCUGGUGGCCUGAAAAUAACGGAGCCCCCUUUGAGCUACUGGCCAAGACCAAAGUGGUCUGCUGCGGGGUGGCCUGGCCUCAAGACGCAGAGGCACUCUGUCCACAGCCGGGAGUACUCGGAGGCCCCAAGCUCCUGGCCAGCGCGGCCCCCGAAGUCGACAGGCCCCUUCCUUGUCACUUCUUUGUCCCCUCACCCGCCUCCCGCAUUCGACCGCUUCCUGAUUGGACUCCACAGAAAGGCCGACGGCUGAGGAGAAGUAUGAGCGCCUCCGCCUGUCCACUGCUUCCCAAAGCCCGCUCAAUCCCCGACGUCCUCCGCUAGGCUCCAAGCCACAGGCCCAGGGAGGGCCUCCAAGGUACCACCCACCUACGGGUCACCCAGUCAGGACACUUCUUUCUGGGACAGAGGCGUCACCCCCUAGAGACAGCAGGAAAAUGGUAUCUCCCAGAAGUGACCUCACGUCCUCCAAGAGCGGCUUCCGAUCUUACCGGAAAUGACGAACGAGUCCACCGGAUCGGUGACUACGGAGGGGUCGGUGACUCCAGUGAGGCCGCCGCCACCAUGGGUCGCGAAUUUGGGAAUCUGACGCGGAUGCGGCAUGUGAUCUCCUACAGCUUGUCACCUUUCGAGCAGCGCGCCUUCCCGCACGUCUUCUCUAAAGGAGUCCCCAACGUGGUGCGCCGCACUCGGGAGUCUUUCCUUCGCGUGGUGCCGCCGUUUAUAGCGUUUUAUCUUCUCUACACAUGGGGGACUGAAGAGUUUGAGCGAUCCAAGAGGAAGAAUCCAGCUGACUAUGAAAAUGACAAAUGAGCCACGCAUCCGAAUGACAGUUCCCUGACUCUUAAAAGACCUUUCUCUGGAAGAGGAGUCUGCAUUGUAGUCUCUUAAAGACACAGUAAACUUCCUAUGGUCUGCA